Molecule: messenger RNA, 3793 nt
Organism: Corythoichthys intestinalis (scribbled pipefish)
Lineage: Eukaryota; Metazoa; Chordata; Actinopteri; Syngnathiformes; Syngnathidae
Product: far upstream element-binding protein 3-like
Exons: 18
Coding region: 170-1786 (538 amino acids)
Biological process (GO): regulation of gene expression
Cellular component (GO): cytoplasm; nucleus
Molecular function (GO): mRNA binding
Source: RefSeq, a predicted model, not a curated record
CACAAAGCAUACUCUUAAAAUCCCGCGUCUCCUUUAGUCUUGCAAUGCCGCUUGACUCGAAUUGAAUAGAUUCAUUUCAAGUGGGACAUCGUGCUGAUUCAGAGCAUCUUUGCAGCAAGCUGAGUUUUGUGGCUAACUGCUAGCAGGCUAGCGGCUAGCCAGUGGCGCUAUGAUGGCGGAGCUGGUACAGGGCGGAGGACAGGCCUCAAUUGGCCAGCCGGGGCUCAAGUCGGACGGCUUGGCCGAUGCGUUGCAGCGGGCCCGACAGAUGGCGGGGAAGAUCGGCGGCAGUGGCAGUGAGGCCAUGGCGCACAUAAACAGCUCAACUGCAAGCUCGGAACCGUCACUCUAUUACAAGCGAGCCUGCGACGACACAGGUAGUCAACUGUCAGCUGUCGGCCAUCAAAGGGUUUUGACGGAGGAUUACAAGGUUCCCGACAGGAUGGUGGGCUUCAUCAUCGGCCGAGGUGGCGAGCAGAUCACCAGGAUCCAGUUAGAGUCGGGAUGCAAGAUCCAGAUCGCCGCCGACAGCGGCGGUCUGAUGGAGCGUCCGUGUUCCCUGACCGGAACUCCAGAGUGCAUCGAGCAAGCUAAGCGUCUCCUGGUUCAGAUUGUGGAGCGCUGCAGAAAUGGUCCUGGUUACCAUGGCGACGGGGAGGGCGGGGUCCUUGUGCAGGAGAUGCUGAUCCCGGCCAGCAAGGUUGGGCUCGUUAUUGGUCGAGGAGGAGAAACCAUCAAGCAGCUGCAGGAACGUGCGGGCGUCAAGAUGAUGAUGAUCCAGGACGGUCCCAUGCCCACAGGAGCUGAUAAACCUCUCCGCAUCUCUGGAGACCCAUACAAAGUUCAGGUGGCAAAGGAGCUGGUGCUGGAGGUGAUCCGGGAGAAGGAUGCCGACUUCCAUUCGGGACGCAGUGACUUCUCCGCCCGGCUGGGAGGAACCAGCCUGGACGUUUCUGUGCCGAGGUUUGCUGUCGGCAUCGUCAUUGGCCGCAACGGCGAGAUGAUCAAGAAAAUACAGAAUGAUGCCGGCGUGCGGAUUCAGUUUAAAGCGGAUGACGGCAUAAGUCCAGAGCGUGUAGCCAUGGUGAUGGGCCAGCCGGAACGCUGUCAGCACGCGUUGCAUCUCAUCAAUGAUCUCAUCCAGACUGCGCAGGAGCGUGACGGCUUUGGCUCGGCGCUUAGGAGCAGCCGGCUUCGAGGUCGUGCGGACUGGACCGUGGGUUCUCCUGGUCCCGUUCAAGAGGUCACAUACACCAUCCCGGCCGACAAGUGCGGACUGGUCAUCGGCAAAGGGGGUGAAACCAUCAAGAGCAUCAACCAGCAGUCGGGAGCCCACGUGGAGCUCCAGAGAAACCCGCCUCCCUCCACCGACCCUAAUACACGGGUCUUCACAAUCAGGGGGUCCGCGCAGCAGAUGGAACAUGCGCGACAGCUCAUUGAUGACAAGAUCGGGGGUUCUGGUAUCAUGAGUAACGGAGGUUUCAGUUUCAGUCACUUCACUCAAGGCCCCACCCACCAAAACUGUGGUGGUCCUCAAACCUUCCUGACGGGCGUGUGGGGGAACACAUACCAGACUAGUUGGCAGAACACUGCCCAACAAGACCCAGGUCAGCAGAGUCAGCCUGCGAGUGUGAUGAGCGACUACAGCAAAGCAUGGGAGGACUACUACAAGAAACAAAGUCAGUCGUCUCAGCAGAGUUCAUUGCCGGACUACACAGCAGCGCUGGCUGAGUAUUACCGCCAACAGCCGUACCUGUGGAACCCUGCCCAGAUCCAGGAUCACUAAAGAGGCUCCCACCACUCUCCCUCCCUCGGACGCCGCGCCUCCUUCCUGCCUUUUCUGGAGCAAAUUAACAGAAACAGGAAGUGCUCUUCUUCUGGUUUUAACUUCCAAUGUGUCGGACUUCCUGUCUGACUUUUUUUUUUCUCUGGGUUGUGGGGGGGGGGGUCAUUUUUUUCCGGCAUGGACACUUUUGAACAAAGUUCACUUCCACUCGUUUUGUCUUUUCACCACGUGAUGCCUAGCAGUCUUGAUGAAGACGAUGAUGAUCAGGUUGAUAAUGAGUUUAAACAUGCUGCAGAUUGUUAUACUUUUUUUUUUUUUUUAAUUUCAGAAAUGUGACGGAUUUUUUUAAUAGGAAACGGUCAAACGUUUCGAUUUCUUGACAUCAUUUUGGAAGCGAUUGUGACUAAACGCUGGUUUACGGUUUUUCAUUCAGGUCUGAAAUUGUUGACUAAGUUUAAAUUUUGGUAACUGUGGUCUGACAGCAGACGACACAAAAUGGGGCAGGCUUGCAUCUUAGCAAGCACAUCUUUUGGAUAGUACCCGUUUUUUUGUGGGCUCUUGCGUGCGUGUCUGUCUGUGUCCAUCCUUAGUGCGUCUGUAGUGGCUGGCGAGAAUGUGUGUUUGUGGUUGAGAUGUGAUUAUCUAUUGUUUGUUGUCAUAAGGAAUGUGGUUUCAUGCAUGAGUUGUUGUGUGUGGGUGUCUGUCUUCAGUGCUUGAGGUGUGUAACGGUUGAUGAGUUGGCAACACUGUUCACAGAACUGGUGACCACUUUGCUAAUUUUGAACCGUAAAGUUUGUUCAUUGCAUAAUUUUUAUCCGCCUGGCCUUAGCAAAAGUGUGUACCGCUAGCAUAGUAUUGCGCUUUGCAUCUCAUAGCACAGAGAUGUUUUAAGUUCAGGAACUCUCAAUCAUUUUGAGGUUCUUCACUUGCCAUUUCACUAGCGAGACAUGCUAAAUCAUGUCUUUCCGGUUUGAAGCUCAUUCUUACGCUUGGUUUUUGAAGUUUUUACUGCACAAGACGAUCUAGUAUUCGCUUUCUCUGCUGUGCAAAAAAGUGAUAUAGCGCUGGCGGGUGGCACCUAACUAGGAUGUAAGUACUCAAACUAAGCUAGUAGUUACAGUGCUAGCAAUCUGUCACGUUUUUUGUUGAAAAGUGCGUAAAUCUAUUAAUGUUGUUGGUAAAAUGAAUUUAUUUUCACACUUUUGAUUAUCAUUUUGCCUUUUGACUUAGCCUUAGUGACAAGAAGGUGCUAUAGCAAAGUGUGUGUGUGUGAUGAUGAUGAGUUAGGUUCAAGGGUCUAUUGAAAUAAUAUAUUCACGUUUAGCUAAUAUGCUAAUUCAUUGUGCAUGUCUCAUCACUUCAAAAUGAGUUUCUGCGUUGUUUGCUUGAUUAGAGUCAUUAGCAUGAGCGAGCGCUCAAGUCGUUUCAUACCAAACCAUCCAAAAUGAAGAGAAGGAGGGUGUAUGUGUUGUUGUCGAGUGUGUGUAUCCAUUGUGUGUGUGGUUGUAAUGAUUGUGUUUUUGAUGUGUGUAUGUUUUUUUCCGUGUGAUAUAACUAUGUUUGCUAUUUUUCACUCCUUCCCUACUGGCCAAUUGCCACAAAUCUUGAUGUAUAUUUGUUUUGCUUAUGAUAAUGCUAAUAAUGCUACAUGUUCAUGUCAUCGAAAUCAUUGAAAAAAGUUCCCUCCCACCCUUUUCCACAAGGAGAAGACGCUCUUCUCAAGACUGCUAUGCUAAACGCUAACGUUGCUCUGCCUAUUUACAGAGUGGCUCGUUAGCAUUUUAGCUUGUUAGCCUGGGCGGCGACUCUGAGUCAGGAAGCUCCCCAUUUUGUUUUGGUUUUUUUUUUUUUGUGGUUUUUCUAACGGACGUUUGUCUAUAAAAUAUAACCUUUGGACUUUUCUAGUUGAUUCUAUGGACUGACGGGCGAGGAAGAGGAAGGUGAAUGUGAUUAUGAUGUAAUCGUGAGGGCUAAUAAACAGGCUCCUACUUUCUGACAUCCUGUGUG